Molecule: messenger RNA, 456 nt
Organism: Colletotrichum chrysophilum
Lineage: Eukaryota; Fungi; Ascomycota; Sordariomycetes; Glomerellales; Glomerellaceae
Exons: 1
Coding region: 1-456 (151 amino acids)
Source: RefSeq, a predicted model, not a curated record
AUGAUCCCCGCUAUCCAGCAGGAUGUUGCUGCAAGCGAAACCGCUAUGGCAGGGUCACGGAUCAACAUCAACGGCUGCACAGAGGGGACUCGGCUCGGCCAGGUCCUGUGGCUAUGGAAGGUCGUGGUCGGCGCUUGCACCGUUGCGAGCGCUCAAAAGGCGGGCCUCCCGGCUCCGGAACCUGGGGGUCUGGGCAGCGAGCCAUAUCACCAGGACGUCAUUCCCAGAGCGUAUCGUGACGACAGCCCGCUCUGUGACGAUGACGAUGAGCUGUAUGCCAUGCUAGCGGAAUGGUGGGCCAGAAGGCUGAGGCGAUGGAGUAGGGCCACAGGGGUUAUUGAGUGGAACGCCGCGAGAAACGUGUUGGCGCUGGUGGCAUGGCCGGAAAAGGGUCCGGGUGAGAGGCUGGCUCAGAGGAUAUGGGAGAAUGCAGUCAACAAGCGGGUGACAUUUUAA